UGGCGACACUACAUAUCGGAGUGCUAGAGCCCGCCACUCGUCUAAACCGAUCGCAGAACUAUCACGAGUCAGCGAUACCAGUCAAAAACCCUGAUGCGAUUAAGUUGUUUAUAGGACAGAUCCCUCGAAAUCUAGACGAGAACGACAUACGACCGCUCUUUGAACAAUUCGGAAAAAUAUUUGAGUUGACAGUGUUAAAGGACAAGUUCACAGGCAUUCACAAAGGCUGUGCAUUUUUAACCUACUGUGCCCGGGAUAGUGCAAUUAAAGCUCAGAUGGCGCUGCACGAACAGAAGACAUUACCAGGGAUGAACCGUCCAAUCCAGGUUAAACCUGCCGACAGUGAAAACAGGUGGGAGGAUCGUAAGCUCUUUGUGGGCAUGCUCAGUAAACAGCAGACAGAGGAUGACGUUCGUCAAUUAUUUCAACCUUAUGGAGCAAUAGAUGAGUGUACAAUCCUCCGGGGACCCGACGGCCAGAGUAAAGGUUGUGCAUUCGUGAAGUUUGGUUCACAUUCUGAAGCACAGUCAGCUAUCAGCGGACUUCAUGGUAGUCAAACGAUGCCAGGUGCAUCGUCCAGCUUGGUUGUUAAAUUCGCAGACACUGAAAAGGAGCGUCAGAUGAGACGGAUGCAGCAGAUGGCAGGAAACAUGGGCUUAAUCAACCCAUUUGUAUUUAGCCAGUUCGGGGCGUAUGGUGCUUAUGCACAGUUUGUGCAGCAGCAGGCUGCCAUUAUGACUGCCGUAGCACAAGGGGGGUUCAUCAACCCUAUGAGUGCAUUAGCAGCUACACAAGUUGGAACUGUACCGAACGGUCUCGCCAGUCCAGGAAUCACUCCUACAUCAGGAGCACAGCCUAUCAACGGCACCAUCCCUAAUAUACCUUCUCCAACUCUGCCUAAUUCAUCCAUACAUCAAGCUAACGGACAGACAGGUGAAAUAUAUGGAAACGGCAUGCUUCAUUAUCCCCUUCUUAUCUCACUUUCAGCACAAGCGAUACCUAACGGGGAAACUCUUCAACCUACUGCUUAUCCCAGUUUACAAGCCUAUCCAGGAAUUGCCGCAUUUCCUACAGCGUAUGGUCAGUUUCCUCAAGCUCUGACCCAGCAGCCAUCAAUUAUCCCUCAGUCACAAAGGGAAGGCCCAGAAGGCUGCAAUCUGUUCAUCUACCACUUACCACAGGAAUUCGGCGAUGCUGAACUCAUGCAGAUGUUCUUGCCUUUUGGAAAUGUCAUCAGUGCUAAAGUUUUCAUUGAUCGUGCUACUAAUCAAAGCAAGUGCUUUGGGUUUGUGAGCUUUGAUAACCCAACAAGCGCCCAGACAGCUAUCCAGGCCAUGAAUGGGUUCCAAAUUGGUAUGAAGCGCCUCAAGGUUCAGCUAAAGCGCCCAAAAGACACCAACAGACCAUAUUAAUACUGAGGCCAAUUCUAUAUUUUAUGAAAAUUCAAGUUGCCAAGGAUGAGGAGAAGAGGAAACUCCGGUAAUGAGAUGGAAUCAUGUGAUCUUCUUCUAUCUUCUCCUUCCCAUCAAUGGUGUUACAGUCCGUGAUGUCGACUGUAAUUUUUUCUUAUAAUGGCAAAGAGCCUUAUAAAUAGGGCUUGGACAUAAAUAAUAUAUAUAUAUAUAUACAUAAAUAUAUAUAUAUAUACAUACACAUGCAUAAAUGAUGACUUACUACAAAAAUAGAUACUCUGCCCCUAUGCUUAAGAAAGUAGAACACAAUUAUCUAGUGGCUCAUUUAGCUGUUUCUUUGCUUUAAUAUGUAAUCAUAUUUACUGUACAAAUCAUUUUGAAAAUUCUAAUUAUUUUAUGGCUACCAAGCCUAUAGUUGAUAAACUGUGUGAUGAUUUUUAACAUUGAGGGAAAUAUUUUGAAAUUAAUCCUUUAGAAUUGUAACAUCGUUUUUUGGAUUUCCUAGUUUGAUGGAUUAUCCAAAGGUGUGCUCAGUCGCUUUUCUUACCAUAUCAUUUGUUCGUGGAGCUCUGAUUUGUACAGCUCAAGUUGGACAGAACAGCAAAAUAAGAGUGAAAUAAAUCACCUUUUUACUUCUCUAUACAACAGCUGUUCUAGCUUGGUGAGUUUUUCCUCACCAUUUAAUCAGAAAAUGUUAAGUAAAGGUUAAACAUUUCAAAGAGUUGUGUGGUUUUCAAAUAAAGGUUUAUUACCUUUUCAAAAAAGUCUAUAUCCCUAUAAGUAAUUAAGUUAUAAAAAACUUGAAAUUUCAAAUGUCUAUUUUAAACAUUCCAUGAUUAUUUUCCUAACUUUGUUUACAUUAGGUUUUCUGUUAAGUGUACAAAAAUGCUGUUAUAUAGUUGUAUUUAUUUGCUAUUUAUUUAUUUAUUAACAGUCCUCCAGAGAUCAAUUCAUUUUUCUUACGCGAGCUGUUUGAUGAGUUUGAAAAGAAUUAUGUAAAUGUGAGGUAAACUUUAUGGCAAUGGAUUAGUUUAAAAGAAUGAUGUAAAUGUGCGGUAAGCUUUAUGACAGUGAAUUAGUUUUGAAAGAAUGAUGUAAAUGUGAGGUAAACUUUAUGGCAAUGGAUUAGUUUAAAAGAAUGAUGUAAAUGUGCGGUAAGCUUUAUGACAGUGAAUUAGUUUUGAAAGAAUGAUGUAAAUGUGAGGUAAACUUUAUGACAGUGAAUUAGUUUUAAAAGAAUGAUGUAAAUGUGAGGUAAACUUUAUGACAGUGAAUUAGUUUUAAAAGACGAAUAUAUAUAGAAGGUAAACUUUAUGACAGGGAAUUAGUUUUAAAAGACCAAUAUAUAUAUAUAUAGAAGAUAAACUUUAUGACAAUGAAUUAGUUUUAGAAGACCAAUAUACAUGAGGUAAACUUUAUGAUAGUAAAUUAGUUUUCUCAGAAAGUACGCAGACACUUUAAUGUUUGCAAGAAAUUACAUAAAGAUGACUUACGAAAAUAAGUUUCGAGUAUUCAUUUUAAGCUGUUUCUGUGAAAUAUUCUCUCAUCUAAUUAAAUUAAAUUCAAUAUUUGCGAGAGGCCUGUAUAAACAGUGAAUAUUUUUGAAACCUCAUUUAAUACCAGUGAUGAAACCAUUCCUCAUCAGUUUCACUAAUAAGAGUAAUUGUUAGCUAUGAAGUUUAUUAGUUGAAUAUUAAUGUUGGGACCGUCGUUUUUGCAAAUAUAUUCUUCACUUUGAAAUAAAGAAAUACAGAAAGCUAUAGUGUAUAUAAGUUCAUUUAUAUUUUAGUGUAUUUUGUUUCUAAAUUCUAAAGCAUCAAAGAGAUUAUAAUUUCAUAUAAUAUUAAUUUUUUCCUACUUGGUUGUUUACUAUAGGCAUAUAGCCAAGCGAGCUUUAAUAAAAAGUAGACGUGUGUUUAAAAACAUUCAUAAACAAUUCCUCAAUCUAGUUCAAACCUAUUAUAAAAACAUUAGGAUAUUAAAGUUGUGAAACAAAUUCACACAGGAUCAAUAAUAAUAAUAAUACGAAAAAUUUAAUUCAACCCAAACUUACACAUUUAUUUUGCUAUAGACAUGCAUUAUACGAAGGUUAAUAAGUAUGUAAAAAAAAUCUGUAAUCAUAAAACUAAAAAACAAAUUGCUGUAAUUUUUAUUGUAGGAUCAUGACUGUAUGUUUCAAAAUUAUGAAAUUAUUGUACAGUACUUAAUGUUUAAUACUCCGAAUUUUAUAAGAUGUUUUAAUUUUUGUCUUAUUUUUGUGAAAUUAGAAUUGAAUUGGCAUCCUAACUUUCCUUUUCCGAAUCCUUGGUAUAUGCACGUGUGCUCACAAUAGACAAAAAUUUAUAAGUUCUAUCUAAAGUCAUGGUUAAAGUAAUAAAGUGUUUAUAAAACAGUGUUUAUAUUGAAAGCUUCAUAAACUCUGUCGCGUCAUAUUGUUUUAAUAAUGAAAGGAGACAAAAACACAAAACAUUAAAUGAUAUAUUACGUACCAAUAAAUAACAAUGUAAUUUAGAAUGUCAAAUUUAGUAGAGAAAAUAGUAGUUAUUAACUGUAAAAUGUUUACAAAUAAUGACUACAGCAAAGGCUUUAAUUAGUCUUUACAAAUACACUGUAGAGAAUUUAUCCCAAAUCGAAAAGUACUGCAUCAAUAUUUCUUUUACUAUAUACUUUAAAAGACCUUGAAAGCCUCAUAACUUUCACACAGUACUACCUAAAACAUUAUUUAUUAUAUAACUAUUUGGUAGGACACGCUUCAAUAGGUGCUUAAAAAGCACAACAAAUAUAUUCAUUUUUUAGACUUUGCAAAAAAUAAACUUAAGCAACAAUGUACAAAUAAAUUGCUAUUUAUUA
Molecule: messenger RNA, 4262 nt
Organism: Limulus polyphemus (Atlantic horseshoe crab)
Lineage: Eukaryota; Metazoa; Arthropoda; Merostomata; Xiphosura; Limulidae
Product: CUGBP Elav-like family member 4
Exons: 14
Coding region: 276-1412 (378 amino acids)
Biological process (GO): mRNA splice site recognition; regulation of alternative mRNA splicing, via spliceosome
Cellular component (GO): nucleus; cytoplasm; ribonucleoprotein complex
Molecular function (GO): mRNA binding
Source: RefSeq, a predicted model, not a curated record